Molecule: messenger RNA, 1347 nt
Organism: Pyrenophora tritici-repentis Pt-1C-BFP
Lineage: Eukaryota; Fungi; Ascomycota; Dothideomycetes; Pleosporales; Pleosporaceae
Source: RefSeq, a predicted model, not a curated record
AUGACGGCACAAUCAGAGCUAGAAGAGAAACAUGUCAUCUCAGACAAGUUCAACUCGCAGGGGGAAGAGUACAGUCGCCCCUCAUCGGCGUCUCGCGACGAAGAUGUCGUGCAACACGCAGAGCCAGGAAGGAGCGAUGAGGUAGCCGAAGACAAAGAAGCACAACUCGAUGCUCGGUCAACCGUCACUGCAGAAUCUGCAAUUCCGCCUCCUCCAGAUGGCGGCCUACAUGCAUGGUUAAAAGUUUUUGGCGGCUUCAUGAUUUACAUCAACAUUUGGGGUUUCACGUUAAGCUACGGCGUCUUCCAAACCUACUACCGCACCACGCUCCUCAGCAGCUCCUCCCCCUCGGCAAUAUCCUGGAUCGGCACCACGCAAGCCUGGCUCCUCAUCAUCGUCGGCGUCAUGUCAGGUCCGCUCUUCGACCUCGGCUACUUCCGUUCCAUGCUGCUUGUCGGCAACGCCCUCGUCGUGCUAGGCAUCAUGAUGUUGAGUCUGAGCACACAGUACUGGCAGGUGUUCCUGAGCCAAGGUCUGUGCAUGGGGCUGGGUGCGGGUCUGCUGUAUAUCCCUAGCUUAGCCAUGGUGGGCGUGUGGUUUAGUCGGCGGAGAGCCUUUGCACUGGGGAUCGUCAUGAGCGGUAUUGCUGUUGGUGGUGUCAUUUAUAUUAACAUGUUCAACCAGCUUGUCCACUCUGCUGGGUUUCCCUGGACUAUGCGCGCAAUUGGUUUCGUUGCGCUCGCCGCCGCGCUGCUUUCUAUCCCAGCGCUUCUUUCUGGAUCGGAUUGGCUCAACCGCAAACGUAAGCGUCGCUCGCUCUUCGAUAAAACGGCCCUCACAGACCGUUUGUUUCUUAUCUUUACGGCUUGUACUUUUGCUACGUUCCUUGGCUAUAUCGUGCCGUACUUUUACAUCCCAACGUAUGCUAAAGAGCGCUUGGGAAGCAGCGAGAGCACUGCGUUGUACAUGCUCGUCCUUGCCAUCGCAGGUAGCUUCUUCGGAAGACUAAUGUCUGCUGUUGUGGCGCAUUGGCUAGGCGCUAUUGUCACAUGGGCAAUAUGUUUCUUCUCUGCGGGUCUGGUAACUCUUCCCUCUGCUGCAUUCGCAAACAUCACCCCGGAUCUUUCGCGUCUAGGCACGCGCUUGGGAAUGUCAUGGAGUGUAUCCAGUAUUGCAACGCUUAUUGGCGCGCCCAUUGCGGGUGCUCUGCUCAAGAAAAAGGACGGCCGAACAGACUUCAUCGGCGUCCAGGUGUGGAGUGGGGUUUGUUUGAUCAUUGGCACGUGUUGUCUGAUUGUGCUGUGGAUUUUUACCGUGAAAACACAGAAGAAAGGAUGGAAGGUUUAA